UAACUUAUUUGAGAACCUAUUUUGACACCAUUACAGCCAUUGCCAUCCCUAUAUGAGACGGGGUGAGUACUAUUAUUACAAACCAACAGGCCGAAAAUUUCGUAAAAAAAAAUAAAAAAAUGGGAGAAGACUUUGAAAAAUGACUUGGAAGUUGGAAUCUAUCGUAUGGUAAUGGUCUGUAUGGAGUAUUGGACUAUGGAAGCUUGGAAGGAGAACGGCCGCUGAACGGGGAUUGGGUAGUCUACUAUACUUCCUUUCCUUCCUUGGAAAUUGUGCAACUUCCUUAUUUCCUUAGUUUUUACAGAUACUGAAAAUGCGGGAAGAUAAAUCCGCCAUUCCUUCCUCAUCAUUCAUUUUCUCUCUCCUAAUCUUCUCUCUCCUCACCAUCGCCGUUUCAUCCACCAACGAUUCCCAGAUCCAAUGUAGCAAACAAUGUAUCGCUUUUAAUUGUGAUAAUGUUGGUAUCAAAUAUGGGAAAUAUUGCGGGGUAGGGUACAGUGGAUGUGCAGGAGAGAAGCCUUGUGAUGAUGUUGAUGCUUGCUGCAAAAUUCAUGACGAUUGUGUUGACAAACAUGGUAUGACAAAUGUAAAAUGCCAUGAGAAAUUCAAGAGAUGCAUCAGGAAAGUGCAGAGAUCUGGAAAGACCGGAUUUUCCAAGGAAUGCCCUUAUGAUGUUGUGGUGCCUACUAUGGUACAAGGAAUGGAUAUGGCUAUUUUGAUGAGUCAAUUGGCUACCCCGAGGGUUGAACUUUAGCCCAAUAUUGCAUUGCUUUAAGAGCUGAAGCAUUAAAAUUGGCUUGCUACUGUAGAAAAAACACUGAAAAUUUUGUGCUUCAGGAUAGAUUCAACCAUUGAGGAGUUAUACUAGGAUUAUUUAAAGGUUAUUUUUUGCCAGGAAAACCAAGGAUUCAUUUAUUCAUUAUAUUCAAUUUCUUUACACGGCAAUUGUCAGGUAUUAGUGAAUAUACUUCUCUUUUUUCCUUUGUUUGGUUUAACGAACU
Messenger RNA from Beta vulgaris subsp. vulgaris (sugar beet), 1001 nucleotides. Its product is annotated as probable phospholipase A2 homolog 1. Lineage: Eukaryota; Viridiplantae; Streptophyta; Magnoliopsida; Caryophyllales; Amaranthaceae. The transcript has 4 exons. The record is from RefSeq and is a predicted model, not a curated record. The coding region runs from base 314 to 754 and encodes 146 amino acids. Gene Ontology annotation, molecular function: A2-type glycerophospholipase activity; calcium ion binding. Gene Ontology annotation, biological process: pollen germination; arachidonate secretion; pollen tube growth.